Messenger RNA from Cydia amplana, 790 nucleotides. RefSeq lists its product as uncharacterized. Lineage: Eukaryota; Metazoa; Arthropoda; Insecta; Lepidoptera; Tortricidae. The record is from RefSeq and is a predicted model, not a curated record. Bases 37 to 777 code for a protein of 246 amino acids. The transcript has 4 exons.
AAAAAUUUCAUCUCCAGGUACCAGGCAAGCAUAAACAUGAAGCAUUUAUUUCUCCUCGUGCUAACGGUGGUGGCGACCUGUUGUGCCCAGCAGCAGUACUACAACCGCUACGACAAUGUCAAUGCUGACUCCAUUGUCCAGAAUGAACGAGUGCUGCUUGCCUACUACAAGUGUGUCAUGGACAAAGGACCUUGCACUAAGGAUGGAAGGAACUUCAAAAGAGUGCUCCCCGACACACUGUCCACCGCGUGCGGGCGCUGCUCCCCCAAACAGAAGGUGAUCGUGCGAACGUUGCUCCUCGGCAUCAGGGCCAAGAGCGAGCCGCGCUUCAACGACCUGCUGGACAAGUACGACCCUGACCGCUCCAACCGGGACGACCUAUACAAGUUCCUGGUCACUGAUAAAAUGUCGUUAUCAAGCUUAAUCAUAGUGACUGCGCUGUCGAUGGUCACGGCCGACUUCUACAGCUCGAAAUACGAUGACUUCGACAUCCAACCUUUGCUGGAGAACGACAGGAUCCUGCUAGGCUACACCAAGUGCUUCCUCGACCAGGGUCCCUGCACACCCGACGCGAAGGACUUUAAAAAAGUGAUCCCCGAAGCCCUAGAGACCAUAUGCGGCAAAUGCACGCCAAAACAAAAGCAGCUGAUAAGGCAAGUCAUCAGAGCCAUCAUGGAGCGGCACCCGGAGUCCUGGAAGGCGCUGAACACGAAGUUCGAUCCGGAAAACAAACAUAAGGAAGACUUUGAUAAAUUUCUGGCUGAAAGUAGAAAAUAAAUAUUACGAAUUA